UAAUGUUGGACUGAUGUUACCAGAUAUCUUUUCAUCAAUAAAUAUACACUUUCAUCAAUAAAAGUGCUUUGAAAUGCGCUGCACUUUUUAGUUCGAUAGCACCGUUCCCAUAUAUGUACUUCAGUGGAGAAACUAUAAGUGACCAAGUAAGACCUCUCCGUCAAUGCACCGACAUAAGGCAAAGUUUUCGGUGCCAAAAAGGACUUCAUCAUGCCCUCUACCUGCACCUUUGAGUUUGAUCGCCCGGAACCAAUUUAUUAUAGUGGAGAGACGAUCAAUGGACGAGCCGUUCUGACAACUACAUCCGAAAAGUCGGUAAAUGAGGUUUAUAUUCUUUUCGAGGGCGAGGCCAAAGUUAAGUGGGAUGAGAGCAGGUCGAGAACCAGAAAUGGGAAGACGGAGCACUACACGGAGCAUUUCCGGGGCAAGCAGACUUACCUUAACACUCGGACCUGUGUGUUCGGAUCCGGAAAUCUCCCUCCUGGAACGCACACCUACAACUUCUGUAUUCCCCUGCCUCUGGAGUGCCCUUCUUCAGUGGUGGGUCAGUAUGGAAAGAUCUGCUACGAGGUCUCCGUGAUCAUCGAUCGGCAAUGGCGCUUCAACAACGUCUUCAAACAGCCACUGACGGUACUGCAGACCUACAACCUUAACAUGAGUCCUGAAUUGCUGAUGCCGCUGGUGCGCGAGGACAUCAAGCACUUCUGCUGUUGGCCCUGCAGCUCGGGUCCGGUUCUUUCGACCCUGACAGUACCCUUCGGGGGUUACGCACCAGGUCAGAAGAUUCGCUUCACCCUGGAAAUCGACAAUCAGUCAAGUGGCUAUGAUCUGGACGGCAUCGAAGUAAAGCUUAAGCAGAUCUACAAGUUCCAAGCCCAAACUCCGCAUCAUAAGACCCGUGAAAAGGAACACAGUCUGCAUAAAAGUUGCCAGGAGGAGCGGGUGCUGCGGCUCACAAAGAGGAUAAUUGAAGGCACGCUGGCUAUUCCAGCGGUACCGCCCUCCUCCCGCAUGGAAGGUAUCAUAUCGGUUAGCUAUAAAGUGAUCCUGACAAUCAGCACGGGCGAGUGCCACGUGGACUCGGACUUCGAGGUGCCGAUUGUCAUUGGCACUAUUCCAUUGAUCCAGAGCGCAGAAAAUCCCUCGCAUGCAGCAGAGUGGAUACCCCAGACACCCGAUACUCCGGCCGGAGCUGCCGCAGAUCUGCCUCCCAGCUAUGACGGAUGCAAACCACCAACUUUCGAGGAGGCCACCCAUUUUGGAGAUAAGUUCAUCGACACCGAUGUGGACGAGCACAAUCGCUCGGACGACUUUAUUCCGCGCUACCCGAUGUACACCAACUUUGCCAUGCCUUCGGCCCCACCACCACCCACUGGGGAAUCGGAUUGCCCUUACCCACAAUCCGUUCCCACUUUGUCACUACCUCAUGACGCCACUGCCCCUUUAAUCGCGGGCAACCCCACUGAUCGCCCAACACCAUCGUACGGCUGGAACUCUAACUCAUAGAAACCAAAAACAAGAACCUCACACGUAAUCUCAUGACGGUGUGUGUGUCCCGAACAAUAAUGGAUAUUACUUUUUUACACACCUGAGCCAUUCUCGUGUCUAGAGCUUAAGUUUGUUAUACUCGUAUUUAUGUUGCAAUGCCAUACCUCAGGAACAUCAAAUUUAUUUUAGUAACUGCAAGCACACAUAACAUUUGAAGAAUAACAUUUUGAAAAAAUGUUAUGUAUUUGUCUUAUUUUAACGGUAGUCUACGGCCAGAUCUUAUUAUCAAUCGAAUCAUUCUUAUAAAGGAUGUUUUACUUUUGGAUUACGUCUUUCCUCAAAUAAAAGUUUAAGACAGUGGCCUUAUUAGCUUACACAAUUUGUAAAUUGAACGCUUAAUUCCACUUUGUAAACAUUUUUUAAUGUUUUAGCAUUUGAUAAUAAAAAUUUAAACAUUAAGUCUGAAA
Molecule: messenger RNA, 1955 nt
Organism: Drosophila suzukii
Lineage: Eukaryota; Metazoa; Arthropoda; Insecta; Diptera; Drosophilidae
Source: RefSeq, a predicted model, not a curated record